UUUGAGCUAGCCAAUUGGCCCAUUAAGGCCCAAUUACGUUUUUUGAACGACAUUUUCUGAUUUAGGGUUUAAGGGUUUGACAGGAACAAGAAGAAAAAGCUUAGCAGUGUGCUAUGGCUUCCACAAUGCUGUGUAAAUCAGCUGUGAGAGUGGCAUCAAGGACGCUCGCGAAUCGUUCCAGAAGCUUCGCUCAGAGAUCUUCAACUCCGUUUAUGGUUUCUUCGCCUUCUUCAACUCAUAUUCCUCGUGCUUCAAGGGUUUUGUCUGCUAUUGGAAGCUUAGAGUCUUUGAUGCCACUUCACAGUGCUAUUGCAAAUGCAAGACUCACUUCCAAUAUUGCUGUUGAUUCCAGCUGCUGGAGCUUGCUUUCUAGAGGACUUGAAAAAACAUUGUGACAGACCCUGCUGGAUCCAUUCAAGAUGAAAGCUAAAAAGUGAGGGUAAAAAAAAGGAGAGAAUUUGUAGGUUUUCUUUUCUAAAUAUUGAAAGUUGAAAGUUUGGCCAUUGUAUUAUGCUGCAAGUGCAGACUCUGUACAAUUGAAUUUUCUUGUUUCCCUGAUAAUUAAUACAUGACCAAUGUGCUUAUAGUGUCAUUUUGCCCUUCAAAUUCUUUUCUUGAAUGGAUUUGGAAGGACUACCAAUAAGAGAUGUAAGUUUUUCCAUAUAUGCUCAAAUGAUCUCAUAACAUUUAUGUUGUUUGUAUUUUGUUCUCAUUGAAACCUUCCUUCAAUGUUUUAUGUGUCUGUUUUUGUGUUAAUGAUUUGAAGGGGAUGCAUUACUUAGG
Arachis stenosperma is the source of this 783-nucleotide messenger RNA. Its product is annotated as protein NONRESPONDING TO OXYLIPINS 2, mitochondrial. The transcript has 3 exons. The coding region runs from base 114 to 395 and encodes 93 amino acids. The record is from RefSeq and is a predicted model, not a curated record. Lineage: Eukaryota; Viridiplantae; Streptophyta; Magnoliopsida; Fabales; Fabaceae.